AUGUCCAACAGCAGCUCCAUCACUGAGUUCCUCCUCCUGGCAUUUGCAGACACACGGGAGUUGCAGCUCUUGACCUUCUGGCUCUUCCUGGGCAUCUACCUGGCUGCCCUCGUGGGCAAUGGCCUCAUCAUCACUGCCAUAGCCUGCAACCGCCGCCUCCACACCCCCAUGUACUUCUUCCUUCUCACCCUCUCCCUCUCCGUUCUUGACCUGGGUUGCAUCUCCACCACUGUUCCCAAAGCCAUGGCCAAUUUCUUCUGGCACAUCAGCUGCAUCUCCUACUGGGGGUGUGCUACACAGACCCCCUCCAUCUCUUCCACAUCCCUGGACUUGGCAGUGUCAUUAUUGUAUUCGGUGGUGCCUCCAGCAGUGAACCCGCUCAUCUACAGCAUGAGGAACCAGGAGAUCAAGGCUGCUCUAAGGAAACUUGAUGACUGGAUG
Opisthocomus hoazin is the source of this 441-nucleotide messenger RNA. The record is from RefSeq and is a predicted model, not a curated record. NCBI's taxonomy places the organism in Eukaryota, Metazoa, Chordata, Aves, Opisthocomiformes, Opisthocomidae.